ACAUUUUCACACCGGUCAUGACUUUAACAAAUGGCUAUAGGCUAUUCACAGGAAUAGGUUUGAGAGACAAAAUUAAGGAUGAUGUUAAAGAAGCCGGAGUAGACGAGGAAUCUGAACUUUUCAAGUAUGCAGAACAUAUGUCCAGUUAUAUUGUGAACAGUAGAAGUGAUAAUACAGCAAAAUCGUACUUUUAUGCAUUUAAACGGUGGGGAACAUUUAUUAAAAAACAUGGUUUUCAAGCUUUACCACCACAGCCGGUUCGUAUAGCUUUAUAUAUAACUUACUUGUUUGACACUGGUGCUACAUGUAACACUAUUAAUUCUGCUAUAUAUAGUAUAAAAUGGGUGCAUGAAAUGAGAAAUUUUGCAGAUCAAACUAAAAAUUCAUAUUUACAUUCAUUACAAGAAUCUGCCAAGAGAGUGGCUACUGUUAAGAAACACAAGAAGGAUCCCGUUUCAUUAGAUAUGUUAUUGAAAUUGUGCAGCAUGUUUUCAGAUAGCCAAGAUUUACUUGUGGUUCGUUAUUUAACAAUGAUUUUACUGUCUUUUGCUGGGUUUUUGCGUUUCGAUGAGAUAAGCUAUCUUUUGUGUAAAAAUGUUGAAGUUAAAUCAGAUUAUUUAAUUUUGUAUAUAGAGAAGAGUAAGACUGACCAGUAUCGUAAUGGUAAUGAGGUUUUAAUUUCCAAGGGGGAUACCAUUGCUUGUCCAUAUGAAAUGUUUUUGAAAUAUGUAAAUCUUUCAGGUGUCAAUUUGGAAUCAAAUUUUUUCCUGUUUAGACCUAUGUUUCGUUCUAAAAGUAUUUGUAAACUUAUAUAUAAAAACAAAAAGCUUAGUUAUACUACAGCCAGAGAAAGCAUUAUUUCUAGACUGAAACUAGUUUCAAAAGACCUGAAGCUUGGAUUGCAUUCAAUGCGUCAGGUGGUGCUACUGCUGCAGCAAAGUCGGAUGUCAAUGAUAGGGUAUGGAAACGACACGGUCGUUGGAAAAGUGACAGUAGUAAGGAUGGUUACGUUGUGGAUUCAGUUGAUAAAAGGCUGCAAGUGACCAAGCAUCUGGGGUUGUAAACAUUUUUUGUUUUUCAUUACUUCCGGUUCCCCCUAUAUUUGUAAGUUUUCUAGCGUAC
Molecule: messenger RNA, 1122 nt
Organism: Mytilus trossulus (common blue mussel)
Lineage: Eukaryota; Metazoa; Mollusca; Bivalvia; Mytilida; Mytilidae
Exons: 2
Coding region: 18-1043 (341 amino acids)
Biological process (GO): DNA recombination; DNA integration
Molecular function (GO): DNA binding
Source: RefSeq, a predicted model, not a curated record